AUGGAUCUUUCCAACAGAGCUGCCUACCUUGUUAGUCCCAAUGGGCCCACCAUUGAAGUCAGAUCGGCACCUGUUCCAACACCUGGCCCAAGGGAGCUGCUUAUCAAAACACACGCUGUCGCGAUCAAUCCAGUCGAUGGAGUGAAGCAGUCCAUGGGAAACAUGAUGUUCGAAUGGCUCAAGUAUCCUCUCAUCCUCGGUUACGAUGUCGCUGGCGAGGUCAUCAAGACGGGUCCUGAUGUUAGUCGAUUUAAAGAAGGCGAUAGAGUGGUGGGAGUCACAGCAGGUAUGGACAAGCGAGGAAGAAGUCCCGACGAAGGCGCGUUCCAAGAAAUAUGCAUCUUGCGAGAACACUUGACCGCUCGAAUUCCAGAACGUAUUACCUCUAUCGACGCCAGCGUUUUGCCUCUGACUUUCGUCACGGCUGCAUGCUCUUUAUUCCAGAAAGAUCAGCUGGCACUGCAACUACCUCAAAUCAAGGCAAAGCGCAGUGCUACAGGUCAGACAGUCUUGAUUUGGGGAGCAAGUACAAGUGUUGGGAGAAACGCUGUACAGCUUGCUAUCGCGGCUGGCUAUGAUGUUAUCGCGACAGCAUCACCCAAGAACUGGGAUAUCGUACGUGGUCUUGGCGCUUGUGCAGUUUUGGACUAUAACAGCCCAUCGGCCAUAAACGACGUGGUAUCUGCUUUCAAGGACAGGAAAUGCGCAGGUGCUGUGGCCAUAGGCCAAGGGUCAUUGACAAAAUGCGUCGACAUUGUCAAAAGCGUUCCAGGAGCCACCAAGAAUGUUGCGCAAGUCACCCUUUCAAUGCCCGAAUCGCAACCAACGACUAUGCUCUCCAUGAUUCCGUUUGUCGCAAAGUAUUUCUGGAUGACGGGCACUGAUCGCCUCAAGGUCCUGAGCAGUGGAGUUCAAAGCAAGUUCGUUUUUGGCACAGAUAUAAUCGAAUGGGAUACUAAGGGAAAGAUGGCUUCAUUUUUGAGUGAAGCAUUGGAGCUUGGAGAGUAUGAGUUGAGUUCAGAAGCUCAAGUACUCGAGGGCGGUUUGGAUAGAAUUGCCCAGGGACUGGACAUGGUUCGCGGAGGAACUAGUGGUACAUCCACAGGGAAUAAAAGACUCGAAUUAAGAAAAGUACCCACGAACUGGACAGACAAGUUCUUCAAGGAUGUCAUUGCUGGUCCUGGUGCCACGCCUUGCGACACUUACACGCCGCCUAUGGCUUUUUGCGUUCACGUACAGAUCGCCAAUAUGUUCAGCGCGUUCCACAAACUCUGGAUGAAGAACAUCAAUUUCAGCAUAAAGCAGUUAUCAAGCGGCAUCAAGGAUAUUGUCAAGGAGUAUGGUGAUCCUCCCAAGGAUGACCGCAGCAUGCUUCUCAAUAUGAUGGUUGGUAUCCUCACCUCAGGUCCAGUCGGAAAAGAAGAAAGGUUGUCAGAGGAUGUCUGCCGUAACAAACUGCCUGGGUGUAUUUGGCAUGACGACAAAUGUGUUUGUUUCGGAAAGAGCACUAUCAGAUACCCUGGUAAGAAUCGACAAUAUGACCCUCUUUCCCGAUCCGAAAUCGAAGAGAUGAAGAAGAUUGUGGAUGAUUAUGAGGCUGCUCUCAUCAACAACUACGAGUGCGACAACGGUAAACCUUCGAUUCCCAGCUCAAAGGACUUCAACAUCAAGAACCCUAUCCAGUACCCCAAGUGCUUCAUUCCCUUGCACAAGCUCACUGAGGACGAGCCUUUCCACUGUAACAUUCCUCAGGACCUUUGGUAA
This is a messenger RNA of Fusarium poae, 1764 nucleotides long. RefSeq lists its product as uncharacterized. Gene Ontology annotation, molecular function: oxidoreductase activity, acting on NAD(P)H. Lineage: Eukaryota; Fungi; Ascomycota; Sordariomycetes; Hypocreales; Nectriaceae. The transcript has 4 exons. Bases 1 to 1764 code for a protein of 587 amino acids. The record is from RefSeq and is a predicted model, not a curated record.